CUCUGGCAACCACGCAUGUUCCAUCACAUAAAACCGGCAGCCACGCCCCCUUGCCCCACAGUGCAUCUCGUGCAGGUGGAAGUAUACGCAGGCAACAGGAGGAUCUCUCCUAUAAAGAAGUGUCAACUGAAUCAGUUCAAGUGUCAGCUUAGAAGGAUGAAGUUGUCAGCUGCAUUUUUGCUUGGCGUAGCGACCCUCGUCAGCUGCGCUCCACAAGAUUUCACUCCCGAUGCCGAAUUCGUCAACCCCGUCUCAACCGGUGGCGGCGAUGCGGAUAGCCCUGACUAUAGCACUGACUAUAGCCCUGACUAUGGCCCUGGCUUUGGCCCUGGCUUUGGCCCUGGCUUCGGCUUCCGUCCACGAUUUUUCAUCUUAAAUCUCAGCCCUAAUAAUGACGACAACUCGGGAGGGUUCCACAACGUCUUACGCAACCUGUUCAACUCGGUGUUCUCCUUCGGCCGAGGCGACGAGGACGACACGGUAGCCAGCGACGACGGCACCCAGUUCCCGCUGCUGCCCUUCCUCCCCCCUUUCAACAACCCCCAACCCGACGACUACCCCGACAACUACACCAACGAGACGUACCAUGUCCACGACGUCAACGGAUCCAAAGUCGAAGUCAACCAGACCAUCACCAAAAACACAGACGACUCGGGCGUGUUCUUCCACAACGUGCACGUGAUCAGGGUCGUGCCUGAGGAGGACGCCGACGCGGGGACGGGGAGCCAGGACGGGACUGUGUUCCAGGAGGUGCCCCAGGAGGAACCCGCCAAGAACCAGAAACCCCACCAGCGUCGCCGUCGGUGGCUGGCCAACUUCGCUCGGUCCUUCGUCGGCGAUCUCCUCCUGCGCUACUACCCGGCUCAGGCUCCGGAGAAGGAGGAGUACGGGGAGCUGGAGGAACUGGGCGAGCUGGGGGAGAUGCGCGCCCCUCGACUGAGCUACGAAGGAGACACAGACGUCAACUUCAGGACGUCGAACCUUCGUGAUGAACCAGACGCUCAGGACUUCAGGGCGAUGUCCAUACGAAGGGAUCCCAAGCGCUGAAACUGAAAUGAGGGAAUGACAGUUAAAAAAAAAAGCUUUAAUUAGCAACAUGAUGAUACAGAAAAAAAACAUUGAUGUUGAGUAAGUUAUUAUAUGAUUGUGAGAUAUUUUUUAAUCUUUAGAGCCACAAAUCCCUUUAAAGAUGCUGAAGAGAUUCGUGAAUAGAUUAUGAUAGUUCAGAAUGAAAUAUCCACACACUAAUAAGAAGAAGUAUUUACGUAGCAAACUAACAGUCAGAUUAUAACGAAGAAUAUAAGACUAUAUAUUAUAUCCUAUAUCAUACACAA
Molecule: messenger RNA, 1334 nt
Organism: Penaeus indicus
Lineage: Eukaryota; Metazoa; Arthropoda; Malacostraca; Decapoda; Penaeidae
Exons: 4
Coding region: 16-1047 (343 amino acids)
Source: RefSeq, a predicted model, not a curated record